This is a messenger RNA of Danaus plexippus (monarch butterfly), 1905 nucleotides long. RefSeq lists its product as uncharacterized. The record is from RefSeq and is a predicted model, not a curated record. Gene Ontology annotation, cellular component: mitochondrion; cytosol. The transcript is spliced from 9 exons. Gene Ontology annotation, biological process: tetrahydrofolate biosynthetic process; dTMP biosynthetic process. Lineage: Eukaryota; Metazoa; Arthropoda; Insecta; Lepidoptera; Nymphalidae. Bases 1 to 1905 code for a protein of 634 amino acids. Gene Ontology annotation, molecular function: thymidylate synthase activity; dihydrofolate reductase activity.
AUGGCUUCAAAUUUUACGGGAAGAAAUAAUUAUUCCUUACUGUCACGUCCUCCUCCUCCUGUUGUAUUAAACCUGUACCAAAACAAUUUGCCUUCGCGUACGUCAUCUAUGCGACACUAUAAUAAGUUUUCUAAUCCCCAUGGUAGUUCUUCAAACUUACCACCAGAAGUUUCUGAAGCUAACCUUGAAGAUUCAAAGCUUCAAAAUGAAUUGCAGUCAAGCGCUUAUACGUUAACGCCAGUUUAUAUUGAUGCAAACUUAAAAACUAUGACAAAGGGUUUGCAGUUACAACAAAGUAUUUGGCUAGAACAACCAGCAUUUAAACAAGUUUAUACUAAAAUUAUAAAAUUAAUUCAGUUGAUAAAUUCUCUGAAUAGUAAAGAAAAUACAGCUAUUUCAACUACUCUUCAAUUAAUAAAAACCCUACUUGUAACAGAUAUUCCUUACUGUUUGGAUCAACUCAAAGAAGCUAACAAUACUUACAUAAAUACUUUAUCGUCACGGAAAAAAGAUAUCGAACAUUACAAAGAUGAGGACAUGAAAUUCUUUUCUGCGGUCACGACAAGUCAUCCAAAUGCCAAUCUCAAGAAUGUUGUAGUCAUGGGCCGCAAAACGUACGAAAGUUUACCAGAAAAAUGCCGACCUUUACCGAAUCGGACCAAUAUUGUUAUUUCAACUACGCUUGAAUCAAAAACAUCUUCAGAUUUGAUGGUACUCAAAAGUCCAGCUGAUGUGGAAGAAAUUGUAAAACGUCUACCUAACGCAGGCUACGUUUUCGUGAUUGUAUACUUGACUCGAGUUAAUGGAUGUAUAGAAUGCGAUACAUUUGCUCCUUGUUUAACACAAUUAGAAGAGAAAUACAAUUUUGUUCCUGUUGCAAUUUCAAAUACGUACUCAACUACUAAAUACACAUUUGAUUUCGCUGAAUAUCAUCAAAAAAAUUCUGAUCAUCCGGAAAAAUUAUCCCAAUUUAUUAAUCAAAUAACUGGUCAACCUGACGAGAGUAACCACAUAAAAGCGUGUCCAAGUCUUAAACUAAGAACGCAUCCAGAAAUACAAUACCUUGACAUAAUUGCGAAUAUUUUAAAUACAGGAGCUAAGCAUUCUGAUAGGACAGGAGUAGGGACCAUUGCUAAUUUUGGAUAUAUGAUGCAUUUUGAUCUGAAAAACAGUUUCCCUUUAUUGACAACUAAAAAUGUGUAUUGGAAAGGAGUGGCGGAAGAGUUAUUAUGGUUUAUCAAAGGAGAUACAAACGCAAAAAAUCUCUCAGCUAAAAACGUCAAGAUUUGGGAAGGUAAUGGUAGUAGAGAAUACUUGGAUUCACGUGGCCUGCACAACAAUGAAGUUGGUGAUCUUGGUCCUGUAUAUGGGUUUCAAUGGAGACAUUUUGGUGCGGAGUACACUAACAUGCACGCCGAUUAUAAAGGAAAAGGCUUUGACCAACUGCAAAAAUGUAUUGAUACAAUCAAAAAUAACCCUUCUGAUAGACGUAUAAUAAUGACAGCAUGGAACGUUGCUGAUUUGGAUAAAAUGGCUCUUCCACCUUGUCACAUAUUGAGUCAGUUUUAUGUCGCCGAUGGGCAAUUGUCUUGCAUCUUGUAUCAAAGAUCAGCUGAUAUGGGACUUGGUGUUCCUUUCAAUAUUGCAAGUUAUUCUUUGCUUUGCUGUCUGGUAGCUCAAGUUUGCAAUUUAAGUCCAGGAAAAUUUACACAUGUUUUGGGAAACGCUCAUGUCUAUUUAAACCACGUCGAUGCAUUAAAAGAACAAUUGAAACGAUGUCCAAAACCGUUUCCGAAACUUAUUAUUGACCCUAGUAUAAAAAAUAUUGACGAAUUUGAAUAUAAACAUUUAAAAAUAGAAGGCUACCACCCACACCCUAAGAUAGUUAUGCAAAUGGCAGUAUAA